This is a messenger RNA of Gallus gallus (chicken), 3964 nucleotides long. It is a transcript of the gene VAPA, whose product is annotated as VAMP associated protein A. The transcript is spliced from 6 exons. The record is from RefSeq and is marked validated. Lineage: Eukaryota; Metazoa; Chordata; Aves; Galliformes; Phasianidae. The coding region runs from base 53 to 802 and encodes 249 amino acids. Gene Ontology annotation, biological process: neuron projection development. Gene Ontology annotation, molecular function: FFAT motif binding. Gene Ontology annotation, cellular component: plasma membrane; endoplasmic reticulum membrane.
CUCCUCCUCCCACCCUCCCCCUCUCCUCCUCCCGCCGUAGCGAGCGAGCGAGAUGGCGGCCGCCGGGGCUCUGGCGAAGCACGAGCAGAUCCUGGUGCUCGAUCCGCCUACCGACCUCAAAUUCAAAGGUCCCUUUACAGAUGUCGUAACCACAAAUCUUAAGCUACGAAAUCCAUCAGAUAGAAAAGUAUGCUUCAAAGUGAAGACCACAGCGCCUCGUCGAUACUGUGUGAGGCCAAACAGUGGAAUUAUCGACCCAGGAUCAUCUGUAAUUGUUUCAGUAAUGCUGCAGCCUUUUGACUAUGACCCAAAUGAGAAGAGUAAACACAAGUUUAUGGUACAAACAAUCUAUGCACCACCAAAUAUUUCAGAUAUGGAGGCAGUGUGGAAAGAAGCAAAACCUGAUGAGUUGAUGGACUCCAAAUUGAGAUGUGUGUUUGAAAUGCCCAAUGAGAACGAUAAACUGAACGAUAUAGACGCAAGCAAACCCGCUCCAGUACAGAAUACAUCUAAGCAGGAUGGACCGAUGCCAAAACCACAUAGUGUUUCACUUAAUGAUACUGAAACGAGGAAGCUAGUGGAAGAGUGCAAAAGACUUCAGGCAGAGGUUAUGAAGCUGUCAGAAGAAAAUCGGCACCUGAGAGAUGAAGGCUUGAGGCUCAGAAAGGUAGCACACUCGGAUAAAUCUGGAUCACCCACAGCUUUGGCCCUCAGAGAUAAUGGCUCUAAUUCUCUUCCAUCACUUCUUGUUGUAAUUGCAGCCAUUUUCAUUGGAUUCUUUCUAGGGAAAUUCAUCUUGUAGAAAGAAUGAGCAAGAGAAGCAUGCAAAAUGCAGCUUCUGUUUUUUUUUUGUUUUGUUUUGUUUUUGUUUUUUUCUUGGCCAGAAAAAAAAGAUUUGUUUACCUACCAUUUCAUUGGUAGUACGGCCCAAGUGACCAUUUUUGUGUACAGCAUCAUAACAGGCUUUGCCUUUAAUGAUCGCACGGUUAGAAAACACAAUCUAAAAAGACAAACUGUUUGGCUACUGGACAAAAUUGUACAUUAAGUCAUCAAUAGCAGGUGUCAGUUGCACAGUCAGUCCUUUAUGGAAAUUCAUAAAUAAAGAAUUGUUCUUUCUUUCUGUGGUUUUAAUAAGAGUUCAGAAAUUGUUCAGAGUCUUGUAAAUGUUAUUUUAAUAAUCCUUUAAAAUUUUAUCUGUUGCUGUUACCUCUUGAGAAAUGAUCUAUUAGAUUGCUAAUCCCACUCAUUCAGGAAUAUGACAAGAGGUAUUCUGGGGGAAAUGGUGCCUCUUACAGUGUAAAUUUUCUCCUUACCUUACUUUGCUAAUAUCAUGGCAGAAUUUCUUUCUUAUCCCUCGUGAGGCAUUGUUGAGAGUUCUUCAUCCUUACAAUCCUGUCCCAUAAUAUUUAACAUUACGAAAGAAAUAAAAUUGUUAACAGAUUUUCUGCUGGGUAGCCUGUUUGUGUCUGUCAUACUUUUAGAAGGGGAUUCGUAACAAGUUCAUUGUUCAUAGCACUUUGCUACUUGUAACAAAUUUUGAAGUUUAUUUGCAUAAGUCUUUGGCUUAGACUGUUGUAAUUGAAGCAGGAAGAGGAAAAAAAGGUCUCCGUUCUAUUUGUUCAAAAAAAAAAAAACCCAACUAAAUGGUUUCUGGCUGCUUUCAGCUACGGAGAGGUUAAUUACCAAACUUGUUUUGGGACAGAAUAAUUUGGAUAUCCAGCAGGUACAAAUACCAGGCAUGAGUGUUAUCAGUAUAUCAGCAAUUUGCUUGCAGUGUGCGAGAGUGUAAUAAUCAACCUUCUGCUCCAUCCUUGGAUUUUUUUGGGUGUCUUCCAGGAGCCAACAUUAUUCUCCUUUGAUUUCUUAAGGGUGCUUAAUUCAAAUGUACCAACGUAGUGGGUUUGUAAUUCCACUUUAGUAGAUAAUCAGAAAUGUAAUUUGAAUGAUUCAGACACCCAUGAUGAAUUCCAUGAUGCAGAAGAGUUGGUAUUUGCUGAGUGAGCCUUAGUUGCUCACUUCUUGAAAACAAGUCAUUUUAUGCAACUCUUGGCAGACUUACCCAUGUUAACCAUGUGUAGCUACCUUUUAAAGAAUGCGUUUUGGGGGUCUAAAAUGCUUCCCUGCACUUAAUCUUAAGUCUUGCCUCAUCUUCAAAUAUGUCCUAAAACAGUCAGUAGUAAUGAAACAAAAUAGCUCUACUUGUAACUAAGCGUAAUCCAAUACAGGGAAUUACUCGUAAACUGAAAAAUUAUGGAAGGGAUGUACUCCUGUAAGUGAAAUUGUGUAUGCUUUUGGACAGCUUGACUUGAUGUGGUGCAGCUAAGUGUGUUAGACCUUGGUAUAUGCACACGUUACGUAGCUGAGAAAAAUGUUCUAGAGAAGAUGUAUGUUAUCUUGGUUGCCUUUGAUUUCUAGUGCUUUUUUUUUUUUUAAGAAUACUAGAAUUACGUCAUGUUCUGUCAUUUCUGUCUGUGAUAAACUUUUUAUACAAUCUUGCAUACAUGCAAGGAAGAUGAUGAAAAUACAAACACUGUUUAUCUUUUCACUUGAGCAUGCAAGCACAGAUGUUUCCAAUUACUUGUUCCAGUAUCUGCAUUCAAGUCGCCUUCCAUCCCAGUGACUGGAAACACUGUUAAGGUCUUCAUUAUUUUGGUUCUGCUGGUUCGAAAUAGUGUAAUUCUCCCAGUUUUUUGUCUUUAAAUAGAACAUUAACGCAUCAGACUUCCAUAGCCUGUUCCAAACUAAGUAUGUUGAACGUAACGAAGGCAAUAAGUGUGCGGGAUGUAGUUUGCCUGAGACAGAGCAGUCAUUCCUGCAUAGAAGGAAAAAAAAAACAUUCCUUGGAGAUCUCAAAAUAUUUACAGCGUAGUGCGUGGAGGUUUUCAAGGGUAGCUUUCAGGACUUGAGAGCAGAAAAAGGAGUCAUCGCUCAAUGCAGCCAACAGGUUUUGAUGUCUGGCAGCAGUAAUGAGGUAAAAACAAGGAUAGAAUAAGAUGGAAAUGAACUAUUCUCAUAAAUACAAAACAGGUGGUCGUAGAACUUGGUCAUGGUUUGAGUAACGUCUUCAAAGUGAAAGUGUGCAGCAGUCUCAUAACCAGUGUACUUACCGAUGGUAUAAGGAGACUGUCUUGGUUUCCAGUAAUCCCUUCAUAGCUGUAUAUAAAAUGUAAUGCUAAAACUAUUUUGCUCUCAGGAGUCACUUUGGAUGAGAUCAACUGUAUUCAGUGAAUUCUGUAAUAUGGAUUAAACUGUUUGUGUUUGUUCCUGAAAUGGUUAGAACUUUUUGCUUUGUCUGCCUGCUUACUUGUGUAUGUAAGCAUGGGGAAAUAGCCUCUGCUGCUCCUAAUGACAAGAUCAGGUGACAGUGCCCGUGAAGUCCUGUGAGGCUAAAUGUGCAACUUCAGUUAAAUAUACAACACGAGUCCCAUUCUGGCUUUUCAGAAGGACAAGGUGGAGCAAGUAUACAGCAUCAAAGUAGCAUUUAAAGCUUUUCUGAACUCAUCCCUUUACAAAAGGGUAAUGUGAUUAUUCAGGUGAAGAAAAAGCCUUGUUAAAUAGAAAAUAGAACUUCUGUAGUAAUUCUGGGCACCAAAUCCAAUCCACAAUAAAGAAGUGUAUCUGUAUGAAAUUGAUUUUUAAAAAAGUUAUUUGCAUCAGUGCACAAUUUAUUUGUGCAAUUCUACUCAUCAGAGUAGAAACAGCUCUAAAAGCUGUUAGACUUUUAGAGUCUGUCGUUCAGGCUUGCAUGUUUUCUGCUGCUAUGAUUGAAACUGAUUUCCAUUUGAGAAGCAACCAAACAUUAGCUUGAAACGUCAUUAUCCUCUUGGAAGGAGAGGGGGUGGAGGGAGGAGGUGGAAGAUGACAUCUUGCAAAGGGGGAAGACAAAGUCAAUAAGCAAAACUUACUUUCCAGGCCUUCUUCAAAGAUAUUAAAAGCUGAAGUGUUAAUAAACCAUUAAAAACUU